AAUCAUAUAAUCACCACGUCUCCAUCUAUAUAUACAUACGGCAAGGAGUGUCAGCUACAACACGAUCAAGGUUUGCUUUGAGAUAUGGCGACGGAAGUGGCUGCGGCGGCGGAGAACUCGACGGCGGUGAGCAACGGAUGUGGUUCCGCCGUCGGAUGCUGCCGGAGCGGACCAGGAUACGCGACGCCACUUGCCGCCAUGUCUGGUCCCCGUGAAAAGCUCAUCUACGUCACCGCCGUCUACACCGGAACUGGGCGUGAGAAGCCGGACUAUUUGGCGACCGUGGAUGUGGACCCGAGCUCCCCGACGUUCUCUACUGUCAUUCACCGAUUGCCAAUGCCAUAUAUCGGCGAUGAACUUCAUCACUCGGGUUGGAACUCUUGCAGCUCCUGCCAUGGCGAUCCUUCUGCUGAUCGGCGUUACUUGGUCUUGCCUUCUCUUAUUUCUGGUCGGAUCUAUGCAAUUGACACGAAGAAAAACCCGAGGGCUCCAUCUCUGCACAAAGUUGUAGACCCCGACGAGAUCGUGGAAAAGACGGGAUUAGCCUUUCCACACACCGCGCAUUGCCUUGCGUCUGGCGAGAUUCUGGUGUCUUGCCUCGGGGAUAAAGAUGGAAACCACAAGGGAAACGGGUUUCUUCUCCUCGACUCUGACUUCAACGUCAAGAGCAGGUGGGAGAAACCGGGAAACAGUCCUUUGUACGGAUAUGAUUUCUGGUACCAACCUCGGCACAAGACGAUGAUAAGCACGUCAUGGGGAGCACCUGCAGCAUUUUCUAAGGGUUUCGAUCUUCAGCAUGUUUCCGACGGGUUAUACGGAAGGCAUCUGCAUGUAUAUAGUUGGCCGGAAGGCGAACUCAAACAAAUACUCGAUCUUGGAAACACCGGGCUCUUACCUUUAGAGAUUCGAUUCUUGCAUGAUCCAACGAAGGAUACGGGUUUCGUCGGGAGUGCGUUGUCGAGCAAUAUGAUAAGGUUUUUCAAGAACAAGGAUGAAACAUGGAGCCACGAGGUGGUGAUAUCAGUUGAACCGCUGAAAGUGCAAAACUGGAUUCUUCCGGAGAUGCCGGGACUCAUUACCGACUUCCUGAUCUCCCUCGAUGACCGUUUCCUCUACUUUGUCAAUUGGCUUCAUGGAGACAUUCGCCAGUACAACAUCGAGGACCCCGAGAAACCUGUCUUAACGGGGCAAGUGUUUGUCGGGGGACUGCUCCAGAAGGGUGGAACUGUUUUCGCAGUGGGAGAAGACGGGAAAACUUUCCAGUUUGAUGUUCCUGAGAUCAAGGGGCAACGCCUUCGAGGAGGCCCGCAGAUGAUACAACUAAGCCUAGACGGGAAGCGUCUCUACGCUACAAACUCGCUCUUCAGCGCGUGGGACCGUCAGUUUCACCCGGAACUCAUGGAGAAAGGUUCACACAUCUUGCAGAUAGAUGUUGAUACGGAGAAAGGCGGCCUGACCAUAAACCCAAACUUCUUCGUGGAUUUCGGGGCAGAACCCGAGGGCCCUGCUCUCGCCCACGAGAUGCGAUAUCCCGGCGGCGACUGCACCUCGGAUAUCUGGAUCUGAAAUUGCUCCUUGAAGGAAGUAUCAAUCCAUAUAUAUGGGUGGGUAAAUGGUUGUACUGCCUCUCGUGUAGUUGAAUAAAGGCGAAUAAGUGUUGAAGACAUCACCAGAUUUGUGAGAUUGAUGUGGUGAUUCAGACAACACAAGGCAAUGUCUCUCUGAACUCAAAUAACUUGUUGCCAUGAUUUUUGGUUUGGAGUGAUCUUGUGUUUGUAAUAGAACUGCUUUUUAAUUGUUAUACCAUAUCAAAUUAUUAGACUGUUU
Molecule: messenger RNA, 1827 nt
Organism: Tarenaya hassleriana
Lineage: Eukaryota; Viridiplantae; Streptophyta; Magnoliopsida; Brassicales; Cleomaceae
Product: selenium-binding protein 2
Exons: 7
Coding region: 85-1566 (493 amino acids)
Molecular function (GO): selenium binding
Source: RefSeq, a predicted model, not a curated record